UUUACGCUGCUUUGCUCAUAACAUAGUUCCGUAGAUCGUAUGAAACUAUUUUCUUCUUCUUGAUUAAUUUUUCUUUUAUUCAUGAUCCAUAUUAAUUAUUGUUUUCUUUUAGUUUUUUUUUUGUUGGGUCGAAUUUGAUUUGUGGUUGCUCGUGUGUUUUCUGGACUUUCUUGAGAUAUGUAAUUUCUUCGUACGAGUUUUAAUGUUUUAGGAUUAUAAACAUAUUAAAAGAAGUAUUACUUCUUAUAUCAUAGUGCAUUCAAACACACGUGGAUAAAUCGUUUUUUAUUUUUUAUUUUCUGGGUUUAUGUCUCAUGUGUAGUGAGGAAUUAUAUUCUUACGUCCAUCAGGACCGUUGUAAAGUUAGAAGAGAUAUGUAGUUUAAUCUACUCUGAAGCUUUUCAGUGCUGCACUUGCGAUUUCUAAAUGGUUGAGGCAAUGAUAAGCAAAAAAGUCAGUCAACUAAUACGGACACAUGGAAAAACAAAAAUCAGACCAAGGAAUGAUGCUGAUUUGUAUUAUUUGUCUCCUUUUGAAUUCUGAUGUAUUGGCAGAAGUUGCAUUUGGAAUGACUUUGUUUUUUAUCCAAUGAGCAAACAUAAGAGAGGUUUUCGUCGUCAUUUAUAAAGCCUUUGAUUUGGUGUUAACAAUGGAUUACAUAAACAUAACAAUGGCACCUCGUGUAUGAAAUGAUAUGUCAUAUUAGAUCAUGUUAAUGAUUUUGCGACAAAGUACUUCAGUUUUCCACUUUGUAAAUUAAAAUCUCAUGGUGCCAUAUGGCAUAACUUCUGGUUUUAGUAAGACUGGUGGCCUAGAUCCGACUUUAGAUAAGGACAUCAUGUUGUGUGUUUCCAACUCCUCCAGGGAUCUUCCUGAAGUUCUUGAUACUGGAUAUGGUAAAUACUGAAAACUUGAUCUCCACUUAAUGUCCAUGUGCAAGAAGGCAUAUACUCUAAUGCACACUCUCAUUCAAGUCACCUCUAGGUUUGUAUGCUAGCCUUGCUUGUUGAUUUAAAGUAAUUUGUUUAGGCAUAUUGCUUCAGUCAUUAUUAUAAUCAUUUGUAAAAAUAAUUUUGUGCGCUCAAACUCUCUGGGGUUUGGAACUUUGUGUCCCAGAUUGCGAAAAUUGGCACAUUAUACACACCAAUUACCAAAAACUUACACUUUGCACUCGCAUUCAAUUAUAACUGCUAGAAGUGAUGAAAAUUAGGUGAAGUGACACAAUUUUGAUGGUCAGUCACAUCUGAUUGGAGGAUGCAAUGUCAGUUUUUGGUAGUUCGGGGGUGCAAGUGUAAAAGCCCUGGUAGUUUGAGGGUGCAAAGUAUAUUUUCCCAUAACCGUUUAUAGGUUUUAUAUUCUAAAUAAUAGGUUAAACAAUUUUUAGUUAUCUUUAUCAAGCAAUUAAUGGGAAUUAAAGCAAACCAUAGUUUGUCUACCAAGUACUCGAUUGAUUUUCUGAAAUGUCUCCUGGUUUCCCAUUGGCAGUUCUUAUUGCUUUAGUUACAAAUAAAUAUACCUAUCAAAAGUUACAAAUAAAUAUGGCAAUGAUGAAAAUUUUGGAAAGUGGAAAAAAAAUAAUGAGGUGAGUUUAGUAACUAUUUAAGUAUUUAACAUUUUAAUUUCUCAAACUUUGUUAUUGCGACUUAUUCUAAUUGCACGUUUUAAGUUGACUCAAUGACCAUAAUUAAAUUAUCAGUGAAAAAUGUAAUUUCUUUGAAAACUCCUUGCUCUGUCCCCACUUUGCAUACACUUCUUGAAAUCAGAAAAGAUUAAUACACUCAAUAAAGCAAUAUGUUAUGCAUACAAAGUAUAAGUUGAAAACACCUAAAAUAAUAAACAAGGGAUCAUAAUCACAAUUCCUUGAUUGGUUAACUACUUAGUUAAAUUGCGCAAUUAACUAGUAUAGGCUGAGAAUUUUUUGAUGACGAAAUAUAGGCAGAUAAUUAAUGAAUAAUGAAUUAACUAUUUUUCUUUAAUCACAAUGCUUCUCCUGUGACUUACUGAACACAACAAUAUAUUUGGGUACUGGCUUGGAAAGUUUGUUCCAUGGGGAUUUUGCUGUCCUAAUUUGAUUGAUGAGUGCAAAUGUCUUAACUACUAAUAGGGUUUCUUAUAAGUUAAAAAUGGUAAGAGAAGCAAAAUUCAUUCGAAUGUAGUUAACAGCCCUAUAGCAAAAUUCUAUAGUACCUAACAAAGCAUUGAUUUAGGUGAGCUUACUGACCAUCAACCCAUAUGAAGUUUAUGACAUAUAAAGGUAAGAAAUGUUCUAGAACUAGAUAUCCCUAUUGACUUUGUAGUUGUUUGGUCUACAAAAUUGUUGGAUGUCAUAGAGAAUUAGAAGUUAAUGUAGUGCUUUUUAUAAUGAUCUAUUAUCAUAAAAAUUCUCGUAGAAAUUUCAACCAGAGACAGGUAUUAGAAUUAAGAUUAGUACUGGGAAAAAUUGCAAUUUGCAUCCCAAACUACCCCUUUUUUUUUUCAAUUUACACGAUAAACUAUUAAAACUUACAAUUUGCACUGUAAACUAAACUAUUGAAUUUUGAAAAUUUGCACCCUCUGACAAGAUAUGUCAGUUCAGCCAUAUUUAGGGUGUAAAUUGUCAGUUUUGAUGGUUUAAAGUAUAAGCUGAAAAAAAUGUUGGUAAUUUGGGGUACAGAAUGUAAUUCUCCUUACUGCUAAUAAUCAUUUGAAAUUUUCAGCAUGGCACUUUUUACUUGCAAUUGACAAAUAGACUGUCAACCCAUGGUCAAAGCUUCAUUUAUUUUUUCUUUUCUUACAUAGUUUUUACAUAAUUGGCUGUGGUCAAUUAGGGGAUAUGACUAAAAAAAAUUGUGGGGGUGCUGAUUUAGUGGGGUUGUUAAUUUUUCUCAGCCAUGCACUUCUCAGGGAAAACAUUUUUCUUUCUCAGGCCUUAUAUCAUCCUUCUAUUUAUUGUGCAUUUGCUUAUGAAUUAUGUAUGACACUGGUUUUUUAAUUGUGAAGAAAUAAUGAGAAGAAACAACUAACAAUGACCAGUUAGAUGAAUUACAAAAUGGCACGACUCUUUGUUUUCCUUGGUACUAUUAGAUUGAUCAAGGGAUGCACAAUAUCUUCGAGUGCAAGAUUCUUAGAAAUAUUUGAUAACUUUGGUCUCUUCUUAAAGAGGCGAGUUCUUCAGCCCCCAGCAAUUGUCAAGCAUGUUAGUGGAGACUAGAUAAUGGUUAUUACGGUGAAAGAGAGCUAUGCAGCCAAUAAUGUAUGGAGAGCAGAAAUUGUAUUGUAUGAGGCCAAUUUACACUGGUACAGUCGGCUCAGUCCAAGAAAUAAAACAGUCGACUUAGCUUCAAUAAAAUCCUCAGGUUAUAUAAGAAGGCUAAGAUAUCCCAACUUGUCUGUUAUCUCCAACUUAGGCCGGUUGUCCUUAGGUCUAGUCAUACUGAAUUUUAUUUUAUUUCUAUUAGAAGUAAUUAACAAGCGCCUUCUUAUUAGUACACUUUAUUUUUUGGAAGGAAAUAAUCUCUCUCUCUCUCUCUCUCUCUCUCUCUCUCUCUCUCUCUCUCUCUGUUUGUAGGUAUGGUGUCAAUAAAUUAUAAAUCAUGAGGCAGAAUUGUUCUUCAAUUUAUUUAACGACUUGAUCAAAGACAGUAAACGGAUCAACAUGGAAGAUGACACUAAAGUUUAACAUUCAGGGUUUGGUGUGUUUGUAAACCUAGACUGAGUUUGUUUGUGUAUCAUAUUUUCUUGAAAGAUUUUUCUUUUUAUUUUCUGGUAAAUGGCUGGUCCACGGAACUUAUUUUCCAGGUUGAAGGAAUUCUAACUGAAACAAACUUGUACAUUGGUACAUGAGAGACUGAUGCAAAAAUUCCAUGGUUACACUGGUGGGGCCUGUGAAUAAUACUUUUUUGACAGUUUCAGAAUUUGGGGCCUAUAAAUUAUAAGUUAUAAGAGCAGGCUAGUCUUUUUAAGGAACUCCAGGACCAUUAGUUUGGAAAAAGAAAGGCUUUUCCAAGCAAGGAAAGGUUUUUUUAAUCUUUGAAAAAGAUUAAUUUUGUGUGGUUACAAACCUUCAGAACUUCGGUCUGAGCACUGCUUGAUUGACAUGAAACCAGCCUUGCUACUUCCAUAUUACAAUCUGAUGGUGUAGGUUUGCCAGCACUUGGGUCUUAUUUUCAGGAAUGAUAGGAUUCUCUCAUAAAUUCAUAUCACUGGGGUAAUAAAUGGAAAGAAAUGGGGGCGACCGGCCAGAAAUGAGAAUUAAAUAGGUGAGUGUUGGUUAAGGCAUCAAAGCCCUAUAAAUCCAGUGUUCCUCAGAAUUUCUCAAGACCCAUUGCCCUUCAAGUACUUCUGCAAAGUACAAGAAUGAUGAACAUGGGCUGGAAAAAGACUCAGAAGAAGAUGACGCAAGGAGCAAAUGCUCGGUUAGUUUCUUUCUCAAAACGGCGAUCUGGCCUCUUCAAGAAGGCCAGUGAACUUUGUACCUUACGUGUGGUUGAGACUGCCAAUAUCAUCUUCUCUCCUGGUGGGAAGGCGUUCUCCUCUGGUCAUCCCUCUGCUGAGGAUGUAAUAAACAUGCUUGGCCACCAUGGCAAGCCAGAUGCUGCUACACUUCUGGAAGCACAGGCUCACCAAGAGAGAGUCCUUUGUGACCUGAAGAAGCAGUAUUCUGAUCUGCUUAAGCAAUUGGAAGCUGAAAAGAAACGAGCGGAGAAACUAGAGCAGAUGGGGAUGGAAUGCCAGGGAUGCAGCUGGUUUUAUGCUCCAAUUGAUGAACUCAGCCUUGAGGAGCUGAAGCUCAAGAGUGCUGCAAUGGUCGAACUUAAGGGAAAAGUACUCAAGGAAUUAGCGGAGCGUCUGGCCCAGGGUUCUGCUCCAUCUGUUGCUGCCAACUCUGGUGGAGGUUCUGAUUUCCCAGUCUCUGACCCAAAGGCUGCGCCGUAGGCCGUUAAUCUCUGUUAUUCUGAAUAAGUUGAUGGAGGAGAGUCUGGAUUAGCAGUCUUUUGUUAUGGGUUUUCAGAUUUAUAUGAUGUCAUUGAGUCACUCUCUUCCUCUCUACAUCUUCUUUAUGUAAGAUGUUCCUUUUCCAAUAACAAAACCCAUGAAAAAAAAAUCUUUUAAAUGCCUUUUGCUGUGACAA
Carya illinoinensis is the source of this 5110-nucleotide messenger RNA. RefSeq names its product agamous-like MADS-box protein AGL29. The record is from RefSeq and is a predicted model, not a curated record. The coding region runs from base 4336 to 4914 and encodes 192 amino acids. Gene Ontology annotation, molecular function: DNA-binding transcription factor activity, RNA polymerase II-specific; RNA polymerase II cis-regulatory region sequence-specific DNA binding; protein dimerization activity. Gene Ontology annotation, biological process: regulation of transcription by RNA polymerase II. NCBI's taxonomy places the organism in Eukaryota, Viridiplantae, Streptophyta, Magnoliopsida, Fagales, Juglandaceae. The transcript is spliced from 2 exons.